AUGUCGCCUUCGCUCAACGGCCUUGGCCUGGCUUCACCAAGCCCCUCAGACGCCGAUUUAGCAGACUUUACCAAUCGCUUCGAGCAUUUCCAGCAAUUCGAGGAUGAAAAGUCCAAGUUCAUGACCGAGGUGAAAAAUCGGUAUGAAUAUAUGCACCAGCAGUACCAUGCAUUGGCUGCCGAACGCGACCGUGAUCGCAACUGGAUCCUUGCAUGGCAAAAUGAGAAGCAGCAGUAUGAGAAGUCGCACAGGAAUCUGCAGCGGAAUAUGGCUGAGAACCCAUUUAUCAUGGUCCUGAUUGACGGCGACGGCAUGGUUUUUUGUGACGACUACCUUCGCGAAGGAGAGCAAGGUGGCCGCCGAGCUGCUGUCCAACUGUUCGCAGAUAUACACGAGUAUAUUGAGAACGAGUGUCAGGAUAUUCCCUUCGGUUACCGGAUCGUCUGCCGCAUCUAUGCAAACGUUCGGGGGCUCGGCGACGUGCUUGUACGCAGGGGAAUCUACGAAGAUAUCAUUGAGUUCGAGGACUUUGUGCGUGGAUUCACGCGGGGAAAGACCCUUUUUGAUUUUGUCGACGUCGGUGCGGGAAAAGAUCGUGCUGACGAGAAGAUCAUCGAAUUGCUCAAAUUAUACUCGCAAGAUUAUCAUUGCCGUCGGAUUCUCUUCGGCUGCUCACACGAUAAUGGCUACGCGCGAACGCUUGAGCAGUGCUCCGAUCGCCUUCAGGUGACAAACAAGGUCGUCCUCCUCGAAGGUGUCCCAUUUGAGAAGGAACUUGUAUGCCUCCCGUACCGAACGAAGAAGUUUCCAGGUCUCUUUAGGGACACUAAGCUUGUGGUUUGGGGAUAUGGUCCUACUACAUACGCCAACACCUACGCCAACGGUCUUCCUCCAGCAUUCGUUCCCGGCAAAAUCAAUUCAAAUGAUAGUUCGAAGGCGUCUAUAGUUUCGACAGGCCUGCCAAGCCGAUUUCCCGCCCCAUCGAGGUCUCCCAUCAUGGACAGUCCUUUGCCAAACCGAGCCGCAACGACGACUUUGCCUAGAACGCCUUCAACCUCAACACUGGCUUCGGACAAUACGUUUCCAGCACUCAAGCCAGAUCCACCAGCUCCACUUCUGAACUGGGCCGCUAAGGCAGCUGCUCCGCCGCCACCCGUUACAGACACCCCCGUGUACAAGCCCGCAAACCGCGAAGAAGUCAUCGCUCGUAACCGUGCAGGCCAACGCAUCGAUCUGCCGUGCAAGGACUACGAUAAGACUGAGGUGGACCGCAUGAAGAAGAUCAAACUGUGCAACGUUCACUUCCUUCGAGCCGAGUGCCCCUACGACACAAAAUGCACCCACCUCCAUGCGUACAAGCCUACUAGCGACGAGUUGGCUACCCUCCGCCUCGUCGCCCGCAUGGCACCGUGCAGCAACGGUAGUGUUUGCCAGGAUAUUAGGUGUAUCUAUGGUCACCGCUGCCCAGCACCGCCCCACAAGACUCACUACGCCAAGGGCACAAAGAGCUGUAUUUUCGGCGAGUCUUGCAAGUUUCCAGCGAGCUUGCAUGACAUCGACACCAAUGUAGUCAAGACCCUGGUUGUUCGCUAG
Molecule: messenger RNA, 1593 nt
Organism: Alternaria rosae
Lineage: Eukaryota; Fungi; Ascomycota; Dothideomycetes; Pleosporales; Pleosporaceae
Exons: 7
Coding region: 1-1593 (530 amino acids)
Molecular function (GO): metal ion binding
Source: RefSeq, a predicted model, not a curated record